GAGGAUGCCAGGGGGAAGGCAAUGAGGGAGGAGAUGUACGGGGGGAAAAAAAGCGGUUACGUUAUCGAGGAGGGAGUAUCUGAAAAGUUUUCAAAAGUUUCCCCGCAAUUAUUACCGUAGCCAGCUUCGUCGAGAGAAGACGUUCGAUCAAGGAGCUCCGUGAAUUUCUCCUAAACCUUGUACUCUUGCAGCUCUUGUUAUUUUCUCCUCCGAUCUUUAUUCGGGGGGAAAAAAAACAGCGUUGAGGUGAAAACGCGUUUUAUCGCUGCCGUGUAUUAUUUUUCAGCAAGGCUCUUCCACUGAAUUGUUCUAUUUAGCCAUUUUUCUAUUCGGUUUUAUUUGGAAAGUCAUCUAUUUAUUGUUGUUGGAGGUGGAGCUAUGUGCACUGCGCAAGUGCUCUUACUAAAUCGCGACGCGAUGCGACGUAAUUUUGGUAGUGAUGUAAACAGACGAGUGUGUCGAAAGUUGUUUGAAACUAGCGAUCCAAAUCCGGUAGGUCCGGCAGUGUUCUUGAAAAAGAUGCAAGAAGAAAUUAGAAAAAGAGACACGGAGCGCUGGAACUUUGAUUUCCUGACGGAAACACCGCUGGCAGGAAGGUAUCAAUGGGAACCCGUGUUUGCCAACAAAUCAUCCAGCAGUAAAAAGCAAUCAACAGCACCGGAAUCGAACCGGGAGGAAAGAGUCCAACAAGCUCCUGUGGAACCGAUUGUUGAAGAGAUUCAUAAAGCAGGACCUACUACUCAAAAGAAGAAAAAAACUGGCGCAGGCGCCUCUUCUCAACAUAAAAUCACAGAUUUCAUGACAACGAAAAAGCGAAGAAAUCCAGAAGAGUGUUCCUCUUCCAAACUGAAAGUUCGUCGAGUGGGUCGUAAUAGUCUCACAACUACGACGAGGCUGAGGUAGAAAAAUUAUUCAUCUCACAACCACCCUCAUUUAAGUCACCGAAGUCGCUGGAUACGACAGAGGUUGUCACAGGCCACUAACCAAAGAUGCAUGUGAUAUAAUUCUGCCUUUUUAACUCUUCUCUAAUGCAAAUGCUGAAUUUCUUUUCAUAAAUUAAACGAACUCUCUGGAGACAAAUGUAAUAUAUAUAUGUGCGGAGUUGUCUUUUUCUGAAAUGCAGCAUGUCAGAAAUGGAUCAGUUAGAGAAAAUUUUGUAAUAAAUUGUUUCAAUUUUUUUCUCCAAAUUAUUUUAUUAUUGAAAAGUUUAAUCAAAAUCAUAUUUGUAUAUAUAUCUUGUAAUUUAAAUAGAAAGAAAGAUUAUGUUGUAAUAAAGUAUGUAGUGUUUAGUUUCUAUUCUUGUAAUUUGAUAGACAAUGAAACGAAAACUUCUUAAUGCCCUCUGUUCUUUUAGAAAAAGACAAGUUAUUAAGUUUCUUUAAGAAGGAAAAGUGAUAGUUAACCUAAUCUAUAAUGUAAAUUAACUACUAUUUUUUCAUUAUUGCUAAAAAAUAAUAGAAUAAUGUUAAACAAAUUUGUAAUUAUACUAAUUAUUAAUAGUGAUAAUUUCUCUUAAAUACCUCACCCUAAAGUUUAAAAUCAAUAUUUUGAUUAACAUCAUUAUAUAAAAUUAAUAUUUUUCAGUGAGUUGUCGAGUUUUUAAGUAGUAUUAGUUUUAACUCAUCGUCUUUAAUAUAUAAAAAAUCUAGAAAUUAAUAUAGAACGAUCACCUUUUGGUUUGACGAAUAAUUAUUAAUAUUUUAACAAUCAUUAUGCAUAAGACUCAUUUAUAAUUUCAUACGGUUUUUAAACAGUAAUUAAAUUUUCAUUGUACAAAAGAGGAAAUGCCAGGUCUAUGAAAGUGUACAUAAAUGUGAAUAAUGCUGUGUAUAACAAAUUUUUGAAUUGAUAUUUCAUAUAUUUAUGUAUACACGAAUAAAUAUGCUAUUGCUGUAGCAUCAGCUAAUGAUCUCAUUUUUCCUUGUACUGUCAAAAUAAAUAUUGGCGGUACAGAAAUUCCUCUCUUGUAAAGAAAUAUGCAUUACUACUAUUGUUGUUAACUAAUGUAUAAUGUUUCUAUGUAAUAAUACUUGUAAAAAAAAAGGUAAUGAAAAAAAUGUACAGCUAUUUUAAUGUUAUUAAUAAAAAGAAUUUUAUUAUGUAA
Molecule: messenger RNA, 2104 nt
Organism: Parasteatoda tepidariorum (common house spider)
Lineage: Eukaryota; Metazoa; Arthropoda; Arachnida; Araneae; Theridiidae
Biological process (GO): regulation of cell cycle
Cellular component (GO): nucleus
Molecular function (GO): cyclin-dependent protein serine/threonine kinase inhibitor activity
Source: RefSeq, a predicted model, not a curated record